Phlebotomus argentipes is the source of this 9035-nucleotide messenger RNA. It is a transcript of the gene Ddr, whose product is annotated as discoidin domain-containing receptor 2. The transcript has 17 exons. Gene Ontology annotation, molecular function: collagen binding; protein tyrosine kinase collagen receptor activity; ATP binding. Gene Ontology annotation, cellular component: signaling receptor complex. Gene Ontology annotation, biological process: positive regulation of kinase activity; cell surface receptor protein tyrosine kinase signaling pathway; protein phosphorylation. Lineage: Eukaryota; Metazoa; Arthropoda; Insecta; Diptera; Psychodidae. Bases 289 to 3069 code for a protein of 926 amino acids. The record is from RefSeq and is a predicted model, not a curated record.
CAGAGAUUAAGCCUGCAGCUGAAUCAGCCGAUUUAUUGUGUGACAAAAAACGCAGCUUCAGUGCUCAUUUAUCCAGUGUGCGAAGAAGUUAAUCUCAUCGAGGCGAAUUUGCAUACAGCGCGCGGAACAAAGUGAGCGGCAAAAGGGUGACGACAGAGCGUCGGCGUCGCCAUGAGUGUCAUGCGGGAGAAAUGCAAUUGCCACUGUUGGUGAAAGAUAAAUAGACGAGCUGGAAGCUGGAUUGAACGAGAGCAUCUCUCAGCCAAUUUUUACAUACAUGGUAAUAAGAUGACGAUCACAAAAUCAGCGAAUUUACUGCAUCAACUCAUCACCAUUGGCUCCGUUUGGCUCUUCAUCUCACAUCUCAGAGUUGGUGCAGCUUUAGAUCUCGCAAAAUGCAAGAAUCCUCUCGGUAUGGAAUCUGGAGCAAUUGCAGAUUUUCAAAUAACAGCAAGUUCUGCUCAUGAUAUCGGCAAUGUGGGACCACAGCAUGCUAGAUUGAAAGUCGAUAACAACGGCGGUGCCUGGUGUCCGAAGCAUAUGGUGUCCAGAGGCCUGAAGGAGUAUCUCCAGAUUGACUUGCUCCAAGUGCACGUGAUCACGGCCAUCAGGACACAGGGGCGCUUCGGCAAGGGUCAAGGGCAGGAGUACACCGAGGCCUAUGUGAUUGAGUACUGGCGGCCCGGCUUCGCCAAGUGGUAUCGCUGGAAAAAUAUUCAGGGCAAAGAGAUUCUAACAGGAAAUAUUAACACGUAUAGCGAAGUGGAGAAUAAUCUACAGCCAAUUAUUUUUGCAUCGAAAGUACGUCUCUAUCCCUACAGUCAGUACGACCGGACGGUCUGCCUUCGCGUGGAAGUGGUGGGCUGCAUUUGGGAUGAGGGACUGAUAUCGUACAGCAUUCCGAAAGGUGUUCAGCGCGGUCUGGAGGUGGAUCUCUCAGACCAGACGUACGACGGCCGAGAGGAGGGCGAUCGAUUAGUUGGCGGUUUGGGGCAAUUAGUCGAUGGCCAGAAAGGAAAUGAUAAUUUUCGGACUGAUAUUCAUGGCUUUGGUAAAGGAUACGAAUGGGUUGGAUGGCGCAACGAUACCUUCGGCGGUGGAGCUGGCAAACCGGUGGAGAUGGUCUUUGAGUUCGACACUGUGAGAAAUUUCACCUCAAUGCUCCUCCACACCAACAACAUGUUCAGCAAGGAUGUUCAGGUUUUUGUGCGCGCCAGCGUCUUCUUCAGCGUCGGCGGACAACACUUCACUGGGCAGCCUGUCCAAUAUUCAUACAUGCCAGACAGCAUCAUGGAGAAUGCUCGCGAUGUCACCGUGAAGCUCCACAACCGAAUUGGCAAGUACUUGCAGGUUCACUUGUACUUUGCACUCCGAUGGAUUAUGCUGAGUGAAGUGUCAUUCGUUUCGACGCCUGUUCUUGGAAAUUUCACCGAGGAGAUGACAAAUGGUAGUUCACUGCCUCCGGACACAUCCCCGGAAUAUCCACUACAAAGAGAUGAAGUUCAAACAAUUCAAACGAAAAGCAAUCAUGUUCCACAGAUCAUCUCCCCGAAGCCCAUCGACCAGGAGCCGGAGCAGAAUUUUGUGGGUGUCAUCAUUGCGAUAUUGACCACAAUUAUUCUACUGUUGAUUGCCAUCAUUCUGUUUAUAAUUGCUAAAAAUAAGCGCAAUCGCCGGGCAGAUGUUCUCGGCACCAUGCCUCACAGCCUCCACCAGGAUGGACUGAAUGUGGAUAAGAGAGCGGCCAGCAAUAUUAAAAUGGCAAUGGACGACAGUGAGUCGAUAGAUAAGAGCAGCCUGUACCAUGAACCCUUCAAUGUCAAUAUGUACACAAGUGCGGCAAGUGGCUGCUCCCUCAAUGAUAUGCAGCGUCAUCAUGUGACUCCGGAUUAUACUGAUGUGCCGGACAUCGUGUGUCAGGAGUACGCUGUGCCACACAUGCAGGAUUUGAUACCCAAAAUCCCUGGCGGCUACUGCAGUGUUCGCCUCACGCCGCCGCCGCUGAAUAACAUCUUCCCCAAGCCGCCGCCCAUUCCGCCGCCGCCGUCGGAAAAGUACUACGCCGCCACGGCAAUCUGCAAGCCCGCCACGCCCACCACCCCAUCCACCGCGAUGAACGCCUACAGCGACGUGGAUGCCAUCUCCACGGAUGACGACUACCAGCUGCAGGAGUUCCCGCGACAGUCGCUGGGCAUUGUCGAGAAGCUGGGCACGGGCAUCUUCGGCGACUUCCAUCUGUGCGAGACGAAGGGAAUCAAUUCUAGUCUGGUUGGUGUCGCAACCCUUCGCUCGAGUGCACCUGAAAAUGUGAAGAGGGACUUUCGAGCAAAAGCCAGACACCUGGGACGCCUGAGUGAUCCAAAUGUGGCCAAAUUACUAGGGGCAUGUCUACGAGAUGAGCCCGUCUGUGUUGUACUAGACUAUAGCAAUUGUACAGGGGAUUUAAAUCAAUUUCUCCAAGAGCAUGUUGCGGAGACAACUGCCGUUGGGGUACAAAAUAAUUCGCUCAGUUACGGCUGUUUGAUCUACAUUGCCACACAAAUUGCCUCGGGCAUGAAGUAUCUGGAGCAAAUGAACUUUGUACACAAGGAUCUAGCAACGAGGAGCUGCAUUAUUGGGCCACAUCUGGAAGUGAAAAUCUGCACUGUGGGUGCGGUGAUAAAUCGUCUCCAGUAUCCAGGAGAUUACUGCCAUUUGGAGGGUGCCGCUGGUCGACAAUCUCAACCAAUGCCAAUUCGCUGGAUGUCGUGGGAGAGUGUUUUACUGGGAAAAUUCACAUCAAAGUCUGAUGUUUGGUCAUUUGCAAUAACGCUGUGGGAGAUCCUGACGUUCGCCCGAGAGCAGCCCUUUGAGAAUAUGAGCGAUGAGAAAGUAAUUGAGAAUAUUGGUCACAUCUAUCAGGAUGAUAAGAAACAUGCCCUGCCACCCAUUCCGAUGAACUGUCCAAGAGAGAUUUAUGAUCUCAUGUGCGAAUGUUGGCAGCGAAAUGAGCAGAACCGGCCGAAUUUCCGUGAAAUUCAUCUGUUUCUACAACGAAAGAAUUUGGGAUACAAGCCGGCCGCAUAUUGACAGGAGGAGAAAUUUUGACUGCUCGACGAGGACUUCGAGGAGAGCCUUUCGUCGAGGGAGUGAAAGAGGGUGGAAAGGGACACGAUUUUCAUGAUUGAUUUCCCCCACAAACACACACACACACACCCACAAACUAUUUUUCCGGCAAUGUGAAGGCAUAUAUAUAUGAAGAAUUCAGGCGGAUAUGUGAAUAUUUGUGUUGUCGAUUGAGUUGUUUUGUAAAAUUAUUUCUCGAAGGAAAUUAAUGUGAAGAUGACAAAAUAUGCCAUUGAAAAUUUCCUCCUCCAUCAGAAGUUAUAUAUAGGACGUUUAGAGUGGUGGAAAGGCAUCAAUUGUGUACAUAUGGAGUCUCUUAGUGAUGUAAUUUAAUAUUCAUGAAAUUAAUUAUUAUAAUUGCUGAUACAAUAUUUAUAAACACCACCCCCAAAAUCCUCCCUGUAUUAAGGUAGAAACAUACAUUAUGGAUAAAUCUGUGGGUUUUGUGAUCAAUAUAAUCAAUCAAUGACGCUCUUCUGUGAAAAGAUAAACCCUUUUUUAUCGUGUGUGUGUGCAUGUAAAAGAGAAUUGCAUAAAGGAAUCCAGUGAGCAAGGAAGAAGUAGAGUUAAUGAAAUUACUAUCAAAUAAUAUUAUAGAGAUUGAUGAAUGAAAAACCUCCCUUUUUUACCACAAAUCCACACUCAAACAUCCAUUUCGCGAACAAGUGCAAGUAAACUGAAUUAGCAAAACCAUGAAUAAAAUUAAAAUUAAUCAGAUAACAUCCCAAAAAAAUCAUGUCAAGUAGCGUAAUACAUUGAUAGCAUAUUUGAAUUAUUAUUAUUGUGGGUAUAAAAUGGUAUUAAUUAGUAAAAAAAAACUUUUUAUGGUAAUUAAUUCAUAAUCACUCAAUGAACAGUAAAUUUUUGAAAUAACACACAAAAAUAUGCAGCAUGAGAGAUUGGUUGGGAGGGGAGAAAAAAAAGGAAUCAUAAAUGAGUAUGAAAUUGAAUUAUUCCGCUCCAUAUUAAUUAUGCAACAUAUUUUAAUCUCGUUUUCUGACUCGAUUUUUCAUAUUGCAUUUAAAAUCCGCGCCUCUUUCCUUUCUCCUCAGCUACGUAUUUAUUUUAUUUUUCUUUUUUUUCACAAUGCCCGCAAAAAUAUUGUUAACCACAGGAAAAAACUGUGUAUUUUUGCCGGAAUUUAACUUUUCAUGACGUUUCUGUGCUUUUUUCUAUAAUGUGACCUCAAAAUAAUUUGCCAAUUAAAACAUUGACAGACAUUUCAGAACAUAAAAACUAACAUGAAUGUGAAAAAAACAACUUUCUCGAGUAGUGUAAAAAGAAUAACUCUUUAUCGCUUUAUGCGGGACAAUUGAUUGCACACAGAGUUCAGUGUAUUUGAAAAUUGAGUGAAAAAAAUGACAUAUUUUUCUUCGGCAUGGAAAAUAAGUCAUGCAAUUGUUCUCUCUUCUGGAAAUCUUUUCCACACAGGAUGAUGAAACACACUAAAAGACGCGCGUUUGUAAAUCUUUAACCUUUAUAGAGAGAGGAUGGAAAAUACUUAAAUUAUCUAUAUAUUAUAUAUAAAGAUGAAGAAAAAAAAAUACAUUGUACUCACCUUUGAGAACUGUACGAAUGAUUUUUGACAAUAACUACGAUGGUAUCUACUCUAAUGACAAGUAUAAGUGAGAUGAGAAUUGAAAAAAAUUGCGAACUUAUGUAAGGAAAAGAAAAUACUAGAAAUUUCAGUUUAUUUUUCUGUGUAAACCUAAGUAAGAAUGUGACGGAAAAUAGCGCAAAUGCGUGUAGUUAAAUGGAGAUUAAAGUGUCAAGAGCGAGGAAAAAGGGUAAAAAUUGAUAAAGAUGUAUAAAUUUCAAAAUUCCAUUCUGAUGUCAAAACACACAUAUAAUAUAAAUUUCUGUAUAUACAAUUUCAAAUAAUUUCUCCUUUCUUCACUUACACUUUUCGCCACUGAAAGUUACCUUUUCUUGGGCUCUUUAAGAACUUUUUCGAAUCUUCCAUUUUCUCUACGAUGUAAAAUAAAUCCAAGCAUUGUUUUAUUUUUGUAAUCUGUGUAAUUGAAAAACUAAGAAAAAAAAGAGAAGAGACUCACUAUAAACCUCAGGAAUUUCCCACGCUUUUUCACACUCUGUCGAUCACUAUGUGUGUCUCGGAAGCUUUUUCCCUCCAGAACAAGGACAAAUCUGUGGCGAAAUGUGCAUUGAUGUAAAUGUUUGCAUGCUUGAUUGAAGAGUCAUGAGUUUUUUUUUCUUUUUGUCCCCCCGUGAAGAAAUGACUGUGUAAAAAGUAAAGUUUCUGUAGGAGUUUCUUAGGAUGAAGUUUCUGUCUAAAAUAGUGAGAAUAAAGGAGUGCGUUUUUUGCUCAAGAGAAACAACCUCUCUUCCCCGUACUUUAUAGGAAUCCAUAUGCGAAAGAGCAAAAAGAAAAUAAUAUUAUUGAAGUAUGAGAAAACACACAAAGAGUGAGAGCGAGAGAGGAUGUAAAAUAGACAUCGAAGAAUAAUUGUUGCCAUAAAAUCAAUCAAUUACUAAUUGUGAUAGAUAAAAAUGCAUUUUUGACAUUAACACACACAGAAAAAAACACAUGCAGUAUGACGUUUUCAUAGUAAACACACUCGGAAGCACAUAUUAAUUAAUUCAUAAUAAUUAUGUAAAAUGACUAAAUGAAGCUGAAUAAUUGAUUAUGUGUCCACCACGAGUCACUCUCUUUUCACAAUUUUACCACACCACCAACAAGACCACCCACUCUCUCCGCCCCCUUUUUUCUGGCCACGGAUUCCAUGGCACAACUCUGUCACUAAUAAUGAUAUAAAUGAUGUUAGAGCUGCAAGAAGCCACCGCAUCAUCCCCUUUCUCCGCAGGGACACUCACUGGCCUCUGCUGUGUGCGCGCGCGGGAGGAGAGCCGAGGGGCGAACGUCUCGCGGGCAUUCCGUAUUGAAUGCAUCACUCUUUAUCCUCAUUUGAAUAAUUCAUCAUCGUGUUUUUCUGCUGCAUCGCUGGGAAAAUAUCAAUACGUGGGGGACUCCCGAGGGAAAAACGUGAUACAUUAUUGAUAUAUUUCCAAAAACCGUGUGUUUGUAUGUGUCCUCUGAACACUGCCAUGAAAAUGUUGCACAACAUCAGGAAGUUUUCUACUCCCGCCACACAUUGAGCGUGGGUGGUGGGAAUUUUUUGUAAUCCAAAAAUAAUAUCCACCGGAAGAGGCAUUUAAAUAUUGAUACAUUAUAGGAAAUUGCGAAUGCAUUUUGUACAACACUAUGGUGAAAAUACUUCUUGCAGAGACAUUCACCCCUCGGGAAUCUCAUACUCUCUUCAUUCGCUAAGUCGAUCUACUCUUGAAUAACUACCAGAGCAUUUUCUACGGACUUAAUACGGUGCUAAUUAAUUUGUCAUUUAAUUAACUAAUUUUUAAUUUCACUUCACCCUCCAUUCCUCGCGCGAUUGAUUUCUUAAUCAAUUCUCCCUUUUGGCUUCACGGGAAAUGAUGAAGAAGAUGAAGAGUCCCAGAUGAAGCAUUUAAAUCUCUAAUUUGCCACUCUUAGAGGAGCCGCUAAAUACAGUGAGAAUUGAGAUAACAAGGAGACAAAGAAGAGACAUACUGAAAAAGAAUAGGAUGACUAGAGACAUUGAAGAUACUCUUAUAGAAUAGAGAGAAAGAAAGUGGAUAAAAUAAUUCUAAAUUUUCCCAAUUUUCCCCUUGUGCCUUUUUCAAAACAACUUGUAGCUAUUGUAUAAACGUGAUUUUUGCUUCUUAUCACAACACACACACACCGAAAACUCACUUAAGAACUCAAAGAAAAAAAAGAGAAAAGUUGAGUACAUUUUUUCACUCUGUGACCUUUCUUUUAUCUGUGUUUUUUACCUGUAAAACUAUAUGACAAGAAUCUCCUUUCUUUAUGGCUUUUCUAUAAUUCUCAAGAGAGAGAAAAAAAGUCAACUAAUAUUGCACUCUCAGGUCUCAAAGAAUUUUCCUUUUUCAUUCCUCCACAAAGAGAGAACCUGAGACAUCUUUUCUAUACCACAAACAUUCUUUGCAAAGAAAUGAGAGAGAGAGAGAAAAAAGAAGGAAAUCAUUAUAUAGGAAAAAGUAAUAAAAAUUAAGUGAGAAAUAUUCAUAUAUUGAAAGACUUGAUAAGUGAAUUAAAAGUAAAAGUGUAUAAUUUUCAUAAAAUGACAACACACGAGACUAGGAGAAUCUUUAUUUUAGUGUUUCUACCUGGAAUUAUAUGGAAUAUUCAUUGAGAUAUUAAAUAUUGAAAGAAAGAAAAAAAAUGAUGAAACGGAAGAUUAAAAAAAAAUUGAUCAUAUCAUAACGUCUAUUGCAACGAUAAAUUACAUUUUAAAGGACAAAAAAAAAGUGAGAUAUUCAUAUAAGACAAGGAGAUGGAAGAACCCAUAUUAUUACCUUAUUGUAAUAUACCUUAAAGAAAACGUAAGGAUAAUAUAAUUGUAGAAAUCAGCAAUGUUACACGAUGAGAAAAAAUAUGAAGAAUUGCUACCCAAAAUUAACCCUUCUUCCAUGAAUUAAAUGCCGGACACAAAUCAUCGUGCAAUCUUUUCACACAUUUAGUCGCGAAUUUUGGCUUGUGUAAUUAAAUUCAAGUGGAGAGCUGAAAAUAAGCUUUUCAAAUUGUGAAAAUGAGCAUUUUAGCGGGUAAAAUCCCACAAUUUUCACCUAAUACAAAAUUUACAAAUGCCAUAACAUCUGCUUUUGCUGAUAUAAUUUGUCAUAAUCUACUUUUAAACUAGUUGCAGCAAAUUAGUAGCAAAGUUUGCACCGCUUUCGGCUUUAAUUUACAUUUAGAGGACAUUGAUGAAGAGGAGAGCUUAUAUAGUAAACUCUCUGUUUAGCUCAUUAUUGUCCACGUUUUCUUCAAUUUAAAACUUUCCACCGUGCUAUGGAUGGAUGAUGGAAAAAUGGGAAAUGCGCGCGAUUUAUAAUUGGCAGAAAAGAGAGCGCACAAAGUCCUUGAAGAUCGAGUGCAAUUAACAGAGCCUAAAUUCAAUAAAUCAUCAGAGCGAGAGUGUGAUUCAUAAAUUUGAGGAUUGCUUCAUUAGACUUUAAUUGAAAAGCACGAUGAUUAAUGAGCCUAAUUCAUUCAGCGCUCAACCCAUUGUGGAGGUGUGACAAAAUUUCAUUUUUAUUCCGUCAGAAGGGUUAAUUUCCCACCCACUUUCACUCCCCCCCAACACCCAAGUAAACACUUCUGUUCAGUGGGGAAAAAAAAUUCACCCUCACGCGAAACUUCAACAUUGUGUCUUCUCAGUUCCUUAAGUCCCCACUUUCUUUAUAGAGUCCGCAACAAGAGGAAUUAAUUUAGGAUGGAAUUUCAUUAGUAAGCAUUAUGUAAAGUGAAAAAUAAGUGAAUCAGUGAAUACCGUCAACGUAUAGUAAGAUAUUUAAAAAAAAAAGCAUAAUUAUUGGUAUAAUGAUUAAAAAAGAGAAAUUUAAAGAUUUUUAAUUGAAUUAUACAAUAUAUUGUCUGGAGGAAAAGAGAGAUGGUGAACCAAGGGCAAGGAAUAACAUUGGAAGAUGUAGAGAAAUUUGGAUGGAAUAUUAUCUAGAUUUAAUAAUUUAUCGACUGAAGAUGAGUAAAAAAGAUAUUUGUAUAUUUAAAUUUUAAUAAUUUUUCAUACAAUAUAUUCCUCCUUUUAUCCUCCCACAUCCCCCCGGAAAAUCAUACACACACAAACUCUGGAUUUACGUUAAAAUGAUGAAGAGAAAUUAGAUGCGAAGAGAAGAAUGAUAAGAUAAAAAAUCACACACCAUGACAACCCAAUUAAGAAGGAAGAAAUAAAGAAUUUAAAUGUAAAUAAUCAAUGAUAUUUGAAUACUAUACUGUAGAGCCCUAAGGAUUAACGUAAAUAGAGAAAUCAUGGAGAAAAUGGUGGAAAAAUAAAUAUGGUUUGUUCUACAUGCUGAUUAUGGACCAAGAGACGAAUAAAGAGAUGAAGAAGAAAAAAAAA